CUUGGUGCCCCAACAUGACCAUUAUCAAUGCUGUUUUUGCAGGUAAUAAGUUGGACACCAGGACCCUGAAAUUGAUCAAGACACUGUAGAUGGCCAUUUUGAUAAGCAUUAUUUAUCAGCAGGUAUGGGCAUAAUCCAUCCCUGCUGAUUAUGGGAUAUACCUUCUGUUGCUAUCAAGCCUGAGGUGUAGGGUUACCUUGAACAGAUUGUUUGACUCACAAGAUAAUGAUACUUACAAAUCUGCUGGACUUGCACUGAGUCUUUGCAUGCAAAGAAAAAUAAAAAUCUUAAUCUGCAACCUGAAGGAAAUACAUUUUCUAUCAAAAGCCUUUAGAAUUUUUUAAAUAUAUAGUUUGAAAUAUAGCACAAUGUCAGAAACUUUGCACAUCAGUUUCCUCCACCGCAGAAAACCUAUCAUGCAUGUUGUGGCUCAUAUUUAUUUCUGGGUAUAUGUAAGUCAUGGUUUGUUCAAGCCCUAAAUCCCACAGUCUCUUCUGGCACAAGUGCGGCCCAUUGCUUUGCCAUGUGCACAUGAAUCAAAACACUAAACAUCCCCUCUCUGCCCCGCCCGUCUUCCCUCUAUAUAGGCCACAGGGAAACCCCGUCACAGCACUGGAGACGCGCUCUGCUUGCGAUUACAGAGAUAGCCACUGAGAUAGGAGGCCACGCACGGAUCAAGAAAUUGUAGAAAUCACUCUGGGAUUUACCAGUCUUUUUCUUUUCCUUUUUUCCUCUUUUUUUUUACCAUUCCCGAACUAAACUUUGUUUUUAAUGCUGGAUGAACGUCUCAAGUCAGUCUGUCGUACAAACAGUUGGAUCAGUUUUUGAUCAUCUUUGUUGUGACUUACUCCUGACUUUAUAUGCAGGAAUGGUUUAGAGAAAGAAGUGUCCUUUCCUGAUUUAAGGACUCACUUUAGAUACACUAAAGGGCGUGAAAGCCACUUUUUAAGAUCAAUUCGUUCGCUUUUCAUUUAGGGAUACUUUUUUUUUCCUGCAGUAAAAGCUGAAAACGUUGCUUUGAAAAUCAGUCCAGUUCCAGCCCUUCAACUUUUUUUUAUUUUUUAUUUUUAUUUUAAUUAUUAUUAUUAUUUUCUUGCCACUGGCACCAUGCUAUCCAGUGUGCGCCGACACAGCCUCCGCCUGCAGAAUGAGAUUCACCGAUGGAGCAUCUGCGACCCGGGCAGCCACAUCCUCCCGGACAACCUCUUCGCCCGGGUCCCCGCCUGCAUCUCCCGCUCCAAGUCCUGCGCAAGUUCCGCCGGGGUAUCUGAGGGAAGUCGCGGGAGCUGGUCGUCCUCAGACUCGGUCAUCUCCACUGAUUCCGUCGGGGAGGCGGUGGAUCCCGGAAUCCCAUACAGGGUGGUUCUCCUCGGGGCCAGCGGAGUCGGUAAGACGGCGUUUGCGAGCAUCUUCGCCGGUGCGGCGGACAGCAUGGACAGCGAUGACUGCGAACUGUUCGGAGAUGAAGUAUGUGAAAAGGAAGUCGAAGUGGAUGGAGAGCUUGCAAGUGUAAUUGUGCUGGACACAUGGGAUGCAGAGACUGGCCACGAAUGGACCCAGGAGGGCUUCAUGCAGACAGGUGAUGCUUACCUGCUGUUAUACUCUAUUACUGACCGAGCCUCCUUCCUACGAGCUUCAGAGCUCCGGAUAAACUUGCGCCGCUUCCGCCCUGCUCGGCACACCCCAAUCAUCCUAGUGGGCAACAAGUGUGACCUGGUGCGGCGCAGGGAGGUGUCAACAAGUGAGGGCCGUGCGUGUGCUGCUGUGUUUGACUGCAAAUUCAUCGAGACGUCUGCCGCCAUGCAGCACAAUGUCUGGGAGGCUUUCUAUGGUAUCGUGCGGCAGUUGCGUCUACGCAGAGACUCCAAAGAAGACAACAGACGUCGUAGGCACAUGCACUCUAAUGGACGCCGUGAGAGCCUUCCUGUGAAGGCCAGACGCUUCCUUGACAAGAUGGUUGCAAAAAACAAUCCCAGUGUGGCAUUCUGGCUAAAAUCCAAGUCCUGCCACAAUCUCUCGGUGAUGUAGAAAACCCCAAACUACACCAAGGCUCUGAGUAGAUGAACAAGUAACAGGCAGCAGAAUCUGUGGCUGGAGGGGAAACCUGCUUCUAAAGGGGCUACAAGUUGGAUGAUCAGUCCUCGCUGUGUUAACCUUCAGUUUAGCACAGCUGAUGUGUCUGACUGAUGUUGUUUGCAGUGUACCUGCACUGCCAUCAUACUGUGUGUUGCAGUUAUCUAGACGGGGUGGACUAGACAAACCGAAGAGAUGCUGAACAUAUCAAACCCCUGAGACAGAAAUGUCUGAGAGACUCAAGAUCCAGUGAUGGAAACUCUGAAAGGGAAGUUAUUUUUGUUCAUUUCACUGUUUGCUUUUGGUCUUUUCAUCUUUCUUUCCUCAUGAUUUUGCUCAAUUUUUUGGGGCCAAAUCUGAAUUUGUUGAUUUUUCAUCCCUAAGUGCUAAUAUUGCCGGUUGUAAGCUUUGGUUAAUGUAUGUGGUUAAUGUCUUUGAUGACUUAUGUGAUGCUCAUUAAUUUUUUACUUUGAUUUUAUUUAAAGUGUAUUGUAUUUAGCACUUAUUGUAACUUAAAACAAGGAUUGGUAAUGUGCUGUAUUUUCCUAUUUCAAAGUAGUUUGAUCAUUGCUUGA
Molecule: messenger RNA, 2648 nt
Organism: Melanotaenia boesemani (Boeseman's rainbowfish)
Lineage: Eukaryota; Metazoa; Chordata; Actinopteri; Atheriniformes; Melanotaeniidae
Gene: gem
Product: GTP binding protein overexpressed in skeletal muscle
Exons: 4
Coding region: 1108-2028 (306 amino acids)
Biological process (GO): negative regulation of high voltage-gated calcium channel activity
Cellular component (GO): plasma membrane
Molecular function (GO): calcium channel regulator activity; GTPase activity; GTP binding
Source: RefSeq, a predicted model, not a curated record